UAGAUUAAAAAAAAAUUGAAACAUUUAAGUUAUAUUGAAGAUCAAUAAUACUUAUUUUUAUAUAUAUACAUAUAUAAAUAUAUUCGUAUAAUGUAAUUUACUGGCAAGUUAUUUUUGUGUGUUAAUAAAUUUUAAAAAAAUGUCAAAAACACCAACUUCUCCCAGCGCUUCCGUAUCAAAAACAGAAGAAAUAAAAUUUAACACCUUGAUUGAGAAGCGACUUGGAUCUGGAGAUACCAAGCGUAAAGAGCCUGUAAAUAAAACAACAAGUCACCGAAUUGGACCUUCUCCGAUAAAAGAUGCAUCUAUUUCAACUAAGACUGAAGUGUCUACACCCGGGUGUUUAGACAGUGACCUGGAAGAUAUUGAUUUUAGAAACUUUGACAGUAAAAUUUCUAAAGCUGGAUGCAAAGGAUUACUAACUUAUUUUUCAAAACUUGGCCAUUCUUCGGAAGAUAGCGCAAUUGAUUUAGAUUUUGUUGAAUCGUUGUUAGGAAGCGGCGCUGAUAUAAACUUUUCUGACAAGUAUGGUCAAUCAGUAAUUCAUGAAAUAGUUAGAGAUUGGAAUAUAGAGUCCGCAAAGUAUGUUUUUAAAAAGGGUGCUGAUUUAAAUAAAGAAGAUAAAUACGGAAGAACACCGUUGCAUUUAGCCUCGGCAGUAAAUCAUUAUGAAAUGGUUGAGUGGCUUAUAACAAAUGGUGCUUCUAUUAACGCAAAAACAAUUGGAGAAAAUCAAACACCACUUCAUUACGCGGCAAAGAACAAUGCUGUUGACAGUACUCGCAUUAUAUUGCAUAUGGGUGGUGACAUUGGUGCUAGAGAUUAUAAAGGAAGAACCCCUUUAUUUGUUGCUGCUGAAACAGGGAGAUCUCAGGCAUGCAGAUUUUUAAUUGAACAAGGAGCACCAGUUGGCAUUUUUGAUGACGUAGGAACAGCUUUGAUGGUUCUUUUAAUCGAAAAAAUGCCUGAUGUAGCAAAGGUAGCAUUAGGACAAUUUUAUAUUAUUGACAAAGCUCUACGAAAGCAGUACUUUUACUUGAACUAUUUGGAGCAAGGAGUUUGGAAAAAAAUGGCGAGUAAAAGAGGCAAUUCCAUUAGAACAUCGUAUGCAAGAACUCCUCUAGAGACUAUCUGCAUUUAUAAUGAGAACGAAUUGAUCAUGCAUCCAGUCAUUCUUCAAUUAAUUACUAUCAAAUGGAAUUUAUUUGGCAGAAUGUAUUCUAUGGUUGACGUUGUGAUUAACUUUCUAUACACGCUAUUAUGGACUGUCAUUGGAAUUACCUUGCCAAAAGGAGAAACGAAUAAUUCAUUUUAUACUCCAUUUAGUGUCAAUUGGUGGCGAAUUACUCUUGAACUUAUUAGUGUUUCUCUAGCUGUUUAUUUCAUCUUAACGCAAAUGGCACAAUUCAAACGUGUUGUGAAACGUGAACAAAAGUACAAAGAAUGGAGAGUUCGUGAGGUUGAAAGAGAUUUACAAUAUGCUCAUCCACGUUGGCCAGAGGAGAGACGAUAUCUUAUUUCACAGAUGGACAAUAUUAGAAAUUCAAACGUGACGUCAUAUUGGAAAGAUGGUUGGAACAUAUUUGAAUGGAUAACAUUUGCAUCAAUUCUUUCUGUAAUUGGCACUCGAGUAGCUGCAUGCAUGAGCGGAUCUGUUUCUUCGUUAUCUUGGCAUCGAAGAACUUUUUUGUUGUUAUUAGUGCUUUUAUGGUUGCGAUUUAUGAAAUGCUGUCGAUGCUAUCAAAGCUUAGGACCAUUUAUAACAAUGCUCAACCACGUGUUUUUAAAUACAAUGAAAUUCAUCUUUUUAUUCUUUGAGUUUUUUAUACCGUAUGUUUGCACGUUUUGGAUUGUCUUUGGAGGAAAUAGUCAAGUUUCUGAGUUUGAAAAAUUUAACGACCUUGUUUACCAAGUGUUUCUUAUGACUCUUGUUUCAGAUUUUGAACAAGAACAGUUAACUAAAAGUAAUAAAUUGUUAGCUCAGAUUUUGAUUGGUUCAUAUAUAACAAUAGCAGCAAUUGUUUGUCUUAAUCUUUAUAUUGCGCUCAUGAACGAAACGUUUAAUCGAGUUUAUGCUUCUGCAAGAGCAACAGCUUUUAUGUUGCAAGCAAACAGGUUGAUGGAGUUAGAAAGAUCAUUGGGUAGAGAGAAAAAAAAAAAGGUCAAACAUUUUAUGGACAAAGAAUGUUCACCACAGGUUAUAUAUGAAACUGGUGGUUCGCGUGAUGAGGUUAAUGAUGAUAAGCAACUUUUGACUUUAUAUCAAGCAACAAACUCGCUAAAAGAAAUCAAAGAAAUACUUUCAGAUAAAAGUUUGCUGACGGAAACUAAAGGAUGUCAAGAAAUAAUUGAUUUGAUGUAUCAAAGAUUGCAAAUGGACAAAAAAGAAUUGAAUGAAAUAAAGGAUUGGUUGUUUGCAAUGCAAAACGUUUUUGACAAUGUUUCUAAGUUUAAUAAUACUGGAAAGCAAAACGUAGUUUUUAAUGGAAAAAAUGAUGAAGGAAAUAAAGUUAUAGCUGAACAAAUCUUUAAGACUGAUUCAUCAGAAUACAAUAAAGGAUCUCAAAGUUUUAACCCAACAAUAAAAAAUAAUUCUACCAAUAUUUCUGUUCUUUCUAAUAAAACUAUAAAUCAAACAUUAGACAAAUUAAAUCAGAACGUCGGUUCUCAAAAAAACUUUUCAAAAGGAUCUGUCUGCAACUUAGAGCUUCAACUAAAUAGAGACCCGAAUGCGGUUACACAUCCCGCAAAUGAAAACUUUUACCUACAAGCACCUUCCAGUUUAAAGUAUGCAAGUAACCUAAGUUUAAUAAAUUCAGAUAGUUUUAUUACAAUGCCUAACAAUAUGAAUUAUUUACCUAAUACUAAUAACAAUAUGAAUCCUUUAUACAACAACAACAACUUCAGUAGCCCAACCACGUCUCAAUUUAUCCCUCAAGGUGAAAAAAAGACAGAAAAAAACGAAAAAGUUGAUGCACAAACAAUAAAAAGUAAAUCCCCAUCUCCAACAACUCGCAGAGACAAAACUCAUCAGCCAUUUAACAAAUUUAAUCAGAUCCCUAACUCUACAAAAGGUAUUUUAAAAGAAUCUAAAUCAAGUUUAGAAGUUCACGACGUUAAUGCUAAUUCGCAUUUAGUCAAUACAAAUUUUUAUCCGCUAGCACCUCCCAAUAUAAAGUACGGAAGUAAUUUAAGUUUAGCUCAUGCGCCUGAGCAUUUUACCACAGCAUUUGACGGUAUUUAUUAUUUACCCAACAAUGAUGGAACUUUAUCACCUUGUAUGCCGCAGUCACAAAAUGAAAAUGAAUUAAACAAAGGAUUAAUUUCCGAAAAAAAAAAGGAAGAAUUAUUUGUUCAAAAGUUUGAAGUUGGUUCAAAUAAGUAUAACUCUGAAACAAAUGUAUCAGGACCAGUAUUAAAAAUGCCAACUCCACCAAAUCUUCGUAAGGAAAACAUCAAUCAAUCAUCAUUUAACCUGAGUCCUAGUUCUACUAGGAAUACUAGUAAAUGGUCCAAAGCCAACUUAGCGGCACAAAAUAAUAAAAUUGAUAGCCUCGUUUCCCACUCGUUUAAAUCAAGUUUAUACCCACAAGCACUUUUAAAGCAUGCAAGUAUUUCAAGCCUACCACCUCCUCCAGAUCACUUUAUUACAUCACCAGACAAUAUAAUUGAUCCAUCUAAUGGCUUUAUUCGAAAUUCUCAAAGUUUUAGCGAUAUAAGUUAUCAUCAAUCUUCAAAUUUACCUAGUAAAGAAUCUUUACUUCAUAAUGAAAACACAAAGAAAAAAAGACGGCGUAGAAGUCGAAGCUCAAAAAAUAAAAAAGACAGUAUCGAAGUUGAUGCUUUAAGUUUAAAAAAUUCAACUUCGGAGACCAAUCUCUAAAAAAAACAAAUAAUAAAUGAAUGCAUAAAAUACUUUGAAGAAUAUCAUUUUAUUAGAAUUGUUGAUUUUGGAAUUUAAAUCAUAAUUAAAUAACAGUAACAGAAUUAUAAAAUAUGUACAACAUCUGUUCUCGACAAGUUUAUAGAUUAGUAGUCCCUGAAAAGUUUA
Molecule: messenger RNA, 4051 nt
Organism: Hydra vulgaris (swiftwater hydra)
Lineage: Eukaryota; Metazoa; Cnidaria; Hydrozoa; Anthoathecata; Hydridae
Product: transient receptor potential cation channel subfamily A member 1
Biological process (GO): calcium ion import across plasma membrane
Cellular component (GO): plasma membrane
Molecular function (GO): calcium channel activity; protein binding
Source: RefSeq, a predicted model, not a curated record